Molecule: messenger RNA, 810 nt
Organism: Fusarium venenatum
Lineage: Eukaryota; Fungi; Ascomycota; Sordariomycetes; Hypocreales; Nectriaceae
Biological process (GO): endosomal transport
Cellular component (GO): BLOC-1 complex
Source: RefSeq, a predicted model, not a curated record
AUGUCAGCUGCAGCGGCUUCUUCGCAACAACCCGCCUCUUCGGCCGCUGCGACAGGCUCCUCGUCAUCAUCGUCUUCUUCGUUAUCUCCCUGCCCGCCGACAUCUCCUCCUCCCACAAUCGCAUCUCCGUCUAUCGCCCAUGCUCACGCCCACGCGCAAAUUCCAUCGGCAGCGCAGCAAUCGUCUCCUCCAUCUUCGCACCUCCAGCCCACGCUCCCCUCGGCCGAGACGCAGCGCCAUGUCGCCGAAGCUCGUCGUGCCGUCGUCGCAACGCUGGAGAACAUGAUGGACUCGGAGCUUCAGUGGCGCGCAUCGACGCUGCACUCCAAUGCCGCUGUACUGAACAAGCAGGCUCAGGAUGUACAGCGUGCGACGGACGGGCUGCGCCGUGAGAACGUCAAGCUUGCGCGUGAGGCCGACGCUGCGGCGCACAAGCUCAAGGAAAUUGGCAAUGUACAGAACUGGGCUGAGGUGCUGGAGCGUGACUUUCUUGUCCUUGAGGAGACGAUUAGGUUGGCAAACGACGAUCGUAGCUGCAGCUGUAGUGAUUGUGGGAGCUACAGUGGGAGUGGGAGCGAGAGCGGAGGCGAGGAUGGUAAGCGGGCUAUGGAUCUAGACAAUGAUGCCGAUGAGAGGGGAAAAGGUAUCGAAGUGAACAAGACACUGAAUACCGAUAUGGAGAUCGGUACUGAAAACCAUGCGCCGGGUGCAUUUUCGGAUGCUAGUCGGAGCAUGACAGAAGCAGAGUCGAGUGUAGGGAGGGGCGCCAAAGGAUCGGAUACAGCGUCCAUGUCUACGAUGUCACGAUGA